Cydia fagiglandana is the source of this 1217-nucleotide messenger RNA. RefSeq lists its product as uncharacterized. The transcript is spliced from 6 exons. The record is from RefSeq and is a predicted model, not a curated record. Lineage: Eukaryota; Metazoa; Arthropoda; Insecta; Lepidoptera; Tortricidae. Gene Ontology annotation, cellular component: membrane. Gene Ontology annotation, molecular function: C-5 sterol desaturase activity; iron ion binding. The coding region runs from base 21 to 1217 and encodes 398 amino acids.
UUCAAACCAAUAAUUUCAGAAUGACAGAGAAAGUCCGACAAAGGACAGCUGAAAAGCCAAAAGAAGAGGCAGAGAAACAGAAUGAUCAAGAAACAGAACCAACAAGAAGAUACUGGGACCCCCUAACUGAUGGAGUCAGGUGGAUCGAGAAAUAUUCUGAACCGUUGGAGAAGUUUUUUGAAAGAAUACCAGAUUUUAUUAGCACUAUAAUCGCUACUUUUGCGGUUUUUACACUAGGCGCUACAUUAAGAGGAGAAUGGGUAGUCAUCCUCGUAACAGCGCUGAAGCAGAUGACCGGAACCUACACAGAAGACAAGAACGCGACGGUUCAAGAUUUCUUUAGCCUCUUCACCGAGAGAAACCUCAAGAUGGAGAACUUUGGUGUGAUCUUCCUAGCAGCGCAUACCGUCUCGUUUUCGAUGUACUUCCUUAUAGGAGGAUUUUUGCAUUGGUAUUUCUAUGUUAGACGACGGGAUCGCGCUCAAGAAUGGAAGAUCCAACCCAACAAGUGGUUGAGCCCAGAGCUAGAGCGGCACGAGAUCAUGGUUGGCUGUCUGUCUCUCAUAGUCACUGGUACCUUCUCUGCUUUUCUGGCCACGUACAUCCUAAAUGGAAAUCCUUCUACCGUCUACUAUCAGUAUGACGACUAUGGUUGGUGGUGGUUCUGGCUACAGAUCCCUGUGAUAUUUAUUAUUAAUGACUACACAACCUACAUCAUGCACCGCCUGUACCACACCCCGUGGCUGUACAAGAACUUCCAUAAGCUACACCACAAGUACAAGCAGCCCACUGCGUUCUCUGUCACCGCUAUCCACCCUGUAGAGAUUCUGCAUCUCCAGUUGACGUUGUGCUUGCCGCUGUUCACAUUCCCUGUGCACUGGAUUCCGUUCUAUGCGGUGGCUCUCUACGCCUUCUACCACGGCAUCAUCGACCACUCCGGCAUCGACUUCAAGGCGCAGUGGUGGCAGCCCUGGCAGCCCGACGCCUCCUUCCACGACCAGCACCACGAGUUCACGCACGUCAACUUUGCCUUUAACAUCCAAUUUUGGGAUAGGUUACAUGGAACUAUGAGGAAACCUAAUAGAGUGUACACAGAAGAGACUUACCAUGGAAUGGCUCCUCUAGAAGGAACUGAAGAAGCGAAGGCGGUGCUAGAAGCUGAAGCUAAAGAAAUCGAAAAAGAAAAUGGAGGCAAAAGCAGUCUCAACGCCUCUUAA